Molecule: messenger RNA, 1234 nt
Organism: Drosophila eugracilis
Lineage: Eukaryota; Metazoa; Arthropoda; Insecta; Diptera; Drosophilidae
Gene: Acp76A
Product: accessory gland protein Acp76A
Exons: 2
Coding region: 1-1167 (388 amino acids)
Molecular function (GO): serine-type endopeptidase inhibitor activity
Source: RefSeq, a predicted model, not a curated record
AUGACGAGCCUUAAACUAACUCUCCCAGUGCUAAGCAUUUUGCUUCUCCUUAAAAAUUCUGUGCAACAAAAAUUUCCCUACGAUCUGUUAAAAGAAAUCGAUGGACAAACAAAAGAAAACUACGUACUAUCCGUUUUUAAUAUUGAACUAAUUCUAUAUGAGAUCUACGCCAGCAAAGCUAUUGAAAAUAAUACCGUAUUAGAGAGAAACUUUAAAACAGGACUAGGAGGCCCCGAAGAAACGAAUAAAUUACUGGAAUGGGGCUUAAAAUACAAAAAUGCCUCUACAGCCACAUUCGUGAUGGCUAGUAAAGUGGUCGUGCCCCAGGAUCAACCUCUCGCAAAGAAGUUAAGUAUAAUAUCUGAUUUGCUAAUGAGAAGUGCUAAAAGGAGUGAUGUAGACAAGGAUAUCAAAGUCUCUAAAGAUUUGAAUAGUUGGUUGGCUGAAAAAGUGGAUCCUAUACGAGCCGCCUUUGUUGAACUCCAGAAGAAUAACAGUAAACUCAGUAACAAAAUAGCGGCCAUCAGUGGAACAUUAGUUACUCCACUUUGGAGACCUCCUUUUAAAUCUCUGCUUAAUAGAUACUUUGUCAAAAAAUAUGGCCCAGAAUAUCCGAAUAUGCCACUAUGUGUGCCCAUGAUGCACUCUUUGUAUUCCCUUAGAACAAUGGCCACAGACGAGGCCACGGGUAUAUUCAUUCCAUUCUCAGCCACAGACAUCGGCAUGCUGAUUCUCCUGCCGAGGGAAGGUGUAAGCUGUCAGGACAUUAUAAAAAAUCUGAAAACCCAGACUAACAAGAAAUUAAGUGAUCCGAGGGAUAUUAACUUGAUACUGCCCAUUUUCAAGGUCGCAUUCGAACAAGACAUUAGAAAUGCGUUGGCUAAAACUGAUGUGGGUAGCAUAUUUAAAGAUUCAGCGCUUGACUCAAAGACUAACAUAGAAAUCGAUGAAUUCCUGGUAAAAACUGUCGUUCAAUUUAAGCCCAAUAAUUAUUUAGCUAAAGUGGAAGAUAUUAAUACUAAGAAAGCAGACAAAUUUGAAGUAAAUCGUGCAUUUGUGUUUGUCAUCAAGGACAAAGAUUCAAUAUACGCAGUAGGACGAGUUGAGCAGUUGGAUGGAUUAGCUGAGAAAGUUAAGUGUCCACGGGAGUACACUGGGAAAAUCUAAAGUGUAAAUCUUAGAUGCUUCAGAAAUAAUAAAUAUAUUGGAUCCGCAAUAAACACUUAAACAGAAA